UGCUAGUUAUUUCACUUAUUUGUGCUGACACUGUUGUGAAUUUUUUCGUUAUGAUUUGAUGUUGGCCUUAACUGUGCGGAACUUGAGAAGUUAGGUUGCUGUGUGGUGCUUGUGUUGGUGCAGAGUCACUCACACUCACUGCAGACUUCCACCUUCAAAGUUCAAAAUAUGUCUCAUUCAGAGGAGAAUCUUGUCAUCUCGUGCAAUGGGAAGGAAUAUGCCGCCAUCCUCACCCAUCCUCAGCCGACAGCGUCUCUCACCGCAGAGGUGGCGUUCAUUCUCACACAUGGGGCUGGAGGAGACAUGAAUUACAAGCAGUUAGUGGAGAUGGCAGGCAUACUGGCAGAGAACGGCAUCAGUUGCUUACGAUUCACUUGUAAAGGGCUCAAUCUGGUUCACAGGAGCAGAGUAUACGAAACUGUGUUAAACCGUCUCAAAGAAAUGGGAACUUUUAAAGGCUGUUUUUUAGCAGGUAGAUCAAUGGGCGCCCGCGCAGCAGCCACUGUAGCUGGUACCCUGGCGGCCGACGAUGACUAUGUGUUGGGAGUCGUCUGCAUUUCCUACCCACUGCACCCACCAAACAAGUUAGCAGACCUGCGCUCUCUAGAGCUAGGUCACUUGGAGCAAUUCGGCUUACAGUCACGUCACACGCAGACUAACCAUGUCCAUGGCCUGGCCAUAGUGAAUGCAGUGACACGUAAUGUGUUGUUGUUAAAGGAAUCAGGAUAA
This is a messenger RNA of Priapulus caudatus, 729 nucleotides long. Its product is annotated as testis-expressed sequence 30 protein-like. The coding region runs from base 169 to 729 and encodes 186 amino acids. The record is from RefSeq and is a predicted model, not a curated record. NCBI's taxonomy places the organism in Eukaryota, Metazoa, Priapulida, Priapulimorpha, Priapulimorphida, Priapulidae. The transcript has 5 exons.